This is a messenger RNA of Choloepus didactylus (southern two-toed sloth), 3086 nucleotides long. It is a transcript of the gene HDAC11, whose product is annotated as histone deacetylase 11. Bases 132 to 1334 code for a protein of 400 amino acids. NCBI's taxonomy places the organism in Eukaryota, Metazoa, Chordata, Mammalia, Pilosa, Megalonychidae. The transcript is spliced from 11 exons. Gene Ontology annotation, molecular function: histone deacetylase activity. The record is from RefSeq and is a predicted model, not a curated record.
GCCCCGCUCCCCCCCGCGGAGGCGGCCGAGGCUAGGGGCGUGUCCAGGGCGGGGCCCCGCCCCACCUGCACCCCGCCCCGCCCCACCCGGCGGUGGAGCGGCGGCCAGCGCAGGGAGGACCCGGCUCGGGGAUGCCACACUGCACCCAGCUGUACCAGCAUGUGCCAGAGACACGUUGGCCCAUCGUGUACUCUCCACGCUACAACAUCACCUUCAUGGGCCUGGAGAAGCUGCACCCCUUUGACGCCGGGAAAUGGGGCAAAGUGAUCAACUUCCUAAAAGACUCUCCCACAGCUGGUCUCAGCCUUCCAGACUGCCUUCCACCAAUGCUGCCAACACAGACUUCUAAGCAUGAAGAGAAGCUUCUAGCAGACAACAUGCUGGUGGAGGCACGGGAGGCCUCGGAGGAAGAUCUGCUGGUGGUCCACACAAGGCGCUAUCUCAACGAGCUGAAGUGGUCCUUUGCCGUCGCGACCAUCACCGAAAUCCCCCCAGUCAUCUUCCUCCCCAACUUCCUCGUGCAAAGAAAGGUGCUGAGGCCUCUUCGGACCCAGACAGGAGGGACUAUUAUGGCGGGGAAGCUGGCGGUGGAGCGAGGCUGGGCCAUCAAUGUGGGGGGCGGUUUCCACCACUGCUCCAGCGACCGGGGCGGGGGCUUCUGUGCCUACGCGGACAUCACGCUUGCCAUCAAGUUUCUGUUCGAGCGUGUUGAGGGUAUCUCCAGAGCCACCAUCGUUGAUCUCGACGCCCACCAGGGCAAUGGGCACGAGCGAGACUUCAUGGACGACAACCGCGUGUACAUCAUGGAUGUCUACAACCGCCAUAUCUAUCCUGGGGACCGCUUUGCCAAGCGCCCUGGGACCCUGGGCAGUCUUCCUCCCAUCUUGAGCCUCAGUUUCUCUUCUCUGCACAUUGGAGCUAUCCCCAUCUCCCUCUCAGAGGCCAUAAGGCGGAAGGUGGAACUGGAGUGGGGCACGGAGGAUGACGAGUACCUGGAAAAAGUGGAGAGGAACAUUGAGAAAGCCCUCCAGGAGUAUCUGCCCGAUGUGGUGGUGUACAACGCAGGCACUGACAUCCUCGACGGCGACCGCCUUGGGGGGCUGGCCAUCAGCCCAGAGGGCAUCAUGAAGCGGGAUGAGCUGGUGUUCCGAGUGGUCCGCAGCCGCCAGGUGCCCAUCCUCAUGGUGACGUCAGGUGGAUACCAGAAGCGCACGGCCCGCAUCAUCGCUGACUCCAUCCUCAAUCUGCAUGGCCUGGGGCUGAUCGGGCAGGAGAUGCCCAGCAUCUCGGCACAGAGCUUGGACACACCCCUGCUGCCCCCAGCAGUGCCCUGACCCAAGUUGUCCUUUUACCCUUGCUCACCGUCUCCCUGCCUGCCUCCCGGCCCCCCACCCUGCCCCACUGAUAGUGCUUUUUUGUUUUCUAACCUGAUUCCAUGGUGGAGGGCAGCAAUCAAUGAGGACUGGGCUGCUGGGUAGGAAAGCUGACCCGGGUGGCCUCUUCAGAGUAUGGAGGAGAAGUCCCGAGGGGCCCUGUGUGCUGGGGGCUGGGGGAGGAGGCAGAGCCUGAGUCCCAGGGGCAGGUGGCAGAGCCCGAGUCCCGGGGGCAGGAGGCAGAGCCUGAGUCCCAGGGGCAGGUGGCAGAGCCUGAGUCCCGGGAACAGGAGGCAGAGCCUGAGUCCCAGGGAAGAUGCCACAUGGGGUUGUGCUUCCAAUGAGGCCAUGGGAAGGGCUGUUCCUAGACAUCUGUGAGACAAGAAGGGGGGUAGAUAGUUCAUAAAGGUGGAUAGAGGGCAGGCUGGGCCCUUGGAGGCCACAGGGAGGGCCCCAGGUGUGGAGGGGUCUGCAGAGUGUUCUGGUUUUUGAAAAAGUCAGACUUAGCUAGGACAGAGGAUGCCUCAGUCUUGGCCCCCUUUGGCCCUUUUCCCUCCUCUUCAGGUGGUGUGAUUGGCUUUGCUCUCCUUUCCUCACUUUCCCAAAGGAGCUGUCCUUCUGGGAGCGGCAGAUUGUCCAGACAGGGCACCGGUGUUCCCACCAGGAUUCCCAGCCAGCAGGCAGGAGGACUGGAGCUUGAUUUGAGGGGAGUAGGGAGGUUGGGGAGGUGGGUUCUCCCAACUCAGAUUUGCUUCCCGCUUGACAAAGCAAGGGCUGGACGUGCUCUCCUGGAGCCCCUCUAAAGUGAGUGAGGGUGAAGGAGGCCUGGGACCCCUAAGUCUCUGCUUCAGCCAUGGUGUCGCCUUUUGAGGGCAGGGCACGGGGGACAGGUUUUGGGGGGUGCAGAAUUCUUAACUCAAGAAGGGGCCUCAGCGUUGGAGCCUCCAGUGGGGAGCUGCUGGCCCAUGUGGGGAGGAGGCAGAAGAAGGCAGGGGGCCGUGGGAGGGCAAGUUGUGGCAGGUGGAAGCCAGGGAGGGGGCAGGGAGGGCCGGGCAGGACCUGCAGGGAUGAGGCACCAGGGAGAGGCCAGGCUGGGGUUCCUGGAGGGAGCUCGGAGAGUCUCCAUCGUGGUCCAAGACGGCCCCAGACCCCAGGAGGCUGUGAGGGGAGGUGGCCGGGAUGGGUCUUGCUUGGGGCUGGAGCCUCUACCAUCCUCACCCUAAGUGCCCAGGGGUCCCAAGUGGGCCCUGACCUCUGGCCAUAGAAACACCCCAGUCCUUGGCUUGGUCUCAGCUCUACUUUGAAGGGAACAUUCAGGACCACCCCCGAGGGAAGUGGGUGAGGGGAGCACAGUGUCCCCAGACUGUCACCUUGAUCAGAGGUGGGGGGGUGGGGAGAGUGGGUGAGGGGAGGUAUCCUCUGUCCUCUGUCAACCCCCCCUGUGGGACUCGGGUCCCUUGUCAUCUUGGGGGUGCUCCCAUGUUCCCCUCUCUCUGCUUCCUCUGCUUCGGGGGAAGCUUCCAAGAUCACAAACUGAUUCAACAGUGCUGACCUCUCAGGUACCCAACAUCCCUUCGUCUCCUUUAAGGGAUGACACCCUAAGGGGCUUCCAGGCCAGUGUGGCCUGUGACAUCGGGGGCAGGCCGUGGGCGCUGCUUGUCAUUGUCGAGUUUCUGUUCUGUUCGUAGAGAAUCAUAAAGGCUCUUGAUCGGA